UUUACGACAGCUGAUAGUGUUUACUAAUUUUACUAGUUGCUUUGAAUUAACAAUAUAUUUAAUAACAAUUAAUAAUUAAGCAAAUCAAAUAAUAAUAAACAAAAUUUAACACCAUGUUAAAUAGUUUAAAAAAAAAAUUUAAUAAUGCUUUACAAGAAGCCUCCAUAAUAACAGAGAAUUUGCAGCAACAAUAUCGCCAACGUGUCACAACGCCAGAUAGCUUGAGUAGCAGUCGCAGUUCAUUAGCCACUUCUACCUUAGAUUUAGGUCUGCCCUCUGAUGUUAAUGUAGCUGCUGGCUGCAAUUUAUUGGCCAAAUAUGAGGAUGAUUGGAAAAUCAUACAUCAAAACAAUGUGGAAAAUGCCAAAAAAGCUCAAGAUGUUGCUAAACAAAUACACACAAUUGAGAAGAGUAUGACAAAUCAUCAUGUAGUAAUGACCGACCUAAUACACUGCCUAUCGGGUAUACCGACUUUGGUGGCAAAAUUAAAAACCUGCCAGGAGACCUUAAACGAAGUCAAUAAUCUUAGUGAAAUAGUUGAUAAGGAGUUGGAAAAGCUGGAGGAUUUAUGUGAGGAAUGCGAACUGCAAGAAUACAUAUUGGAAAAACAAUGUGAAAUUUCGAAAUAUAAACAAAAGAAAAUGGAGGACCUGGAAUUGUAUAGACAAAAAAUCGCUGCUGAACACCAACAGCGCAUUAAAGACCAUGAGGGAAAUUUAAGAAAAAUCCAAAAAGAGCGUCAAGCUGUAUUUGAUGAUGCUUUCCGCCAUGAUUUAGAAGAAUUUAAACAAAAGGGUCAUAUACCGAAAAUCCACACAAAUUUAAAUCAAGAGGUUUCUUUAGAAGAGGUGAUUUUAGAUGAUACUGAAACUAAGGACGCUUUGGAAGAAUUCUUAGAAGGUUAAAAACCAGUAUUUCAAGUGUAAUUUAAUUUAAGUAAUGAUCAUAAAGUGCCUAUCAAUAUACAUAAUACAUAUUAUAUUAUAUACAAAACUAUUUAGUAGUGCAAUAUACAAUU
This is a messenger RNA of Calliphora vicina (urban bluebottle blowfly), 1018 nucleotides long. RefSeq names its product Dysbindin (gene Dysb). Lineage: Eukaryota; Metazoa; Arthropoda; Insecta; Diptera; Calliphoridae. The transcript has 4 exons. The record is from RefSeq and is a predicted model, not a curated record. The coding region runs from base 114 to 905 and encodes 263 amino acids. Gene Ontology annotation, cellular component: cytoplasm. Gene Ontology annotation, biological process: negative regulation of protein kinase activity.